ACAUGAAGAAGCCUUUGGGAUCCCAGCCGAGGGGAAGCUGCAGGACUGGCCCGCUCCAGGCCUCUUCACCUGGCUCCCUCCCCGUAGGCCGCUCCCACUGGGGGCCCACUGUGCCACGCUCCUUCCUGACCCCGAGCCCUGAGCCCUGGCUCGCUCUCCACUCUGCACCCUGGGACCCUUUCCUCAGGCUGCUGAGCAAGAUUGAGCUCCUGAAGUGGUUUCCUGGGGCUGGGGCAGGUUGGGGGCGCUGGGGGCUGCAGAGGCCCCUCCCUGCCUCUGCUCUGCUGCUCCCUCCCCUGCUCUGUUGGGGAAGGUGUUUGGCAGAUGAGCCAGAAACCACCUCUUCUGGCGGUUGGUGCUUGGGCUUGUCCAGGGGGAAAGUGACGCUGAGGCAGCUCAGAAGCUGCAGGCCCUGGCCAGGCCCUGCCCUGCUCACCGAGAGUGUGUCUGUGUGUCUGUCUCUGUCCUCCAGGUCUCCGCCCCUCUGUAUGUCUGUCCAUGCGGACGUGGGGUGGGGAGGGUGUCUGAAUUCCUCUGGGUCUCAGCUUCUCUUUCUCUGCCCCCCCCCCCCAGGUCUUUUGCAGAGGCUGUGUGACUUUCUUUGCUCCUUAGCGUUGCUCUGCCUCUGCCCCUUUCUUGGGGUGCCUUACCCCCAGCCUCUUCCCCUCACUCCCCCCUCCUUGGCCUGUGCACCCUGUUCCUCCCCCAGCCCUGGGCUCCCGGGUCCCUCCAACUGGGGGGGAGCCCACAGUGCCUCACUAGAGGGCCCUGAACCUGCCCCCAUCCCCCGAAACCUUGGAAACCAAAAGCUGCUGAGAAACCCGUCAGGCUUUGAGCCUCUUACCCUCCUUCCUGCCCAGGGAUGUUGGAGGGAGAGGGAGAGCCAAGUCUUCCGGAGCUUUCCCCGAAGGAAAAGGGCUACGGUGGUGCUGUCCCAGGGUUUGGGAUCCUAGUGCUUCAGAAGAGGCGUCACUCCUGUGGCUUCCAGGGCCCAUUCCAGGGAGGCGAGUCCCAUGAAGGGCAAACGGGACCAAAGGGAGCCUCCCUGGGCCAGGCGGAGCUGAGCCCAGAGGCCCUGGGUCCUGUUGGCCAGGGGAGCUGCGUGGCCCCCCCAGCAGGCUGAAGGAGGUGCUGGCCCUUCUCUGGUCACCUGCUUGGGGGCAGGUGCACUUAGAGCAGGAGCUGCUGGCUGUGCCCACUGCUGGGCAGUGGGAGGAGCUCGCUUACUCUGGUCAGGUCCCCUCCUUUUGUAAGGAGGCCUAUGGUUUGGGUCUGGGGGGCUGGGUAGUGGAGCCAGGGUCCUCAAAUCCUCAAACGGCUGGCAGGUGCCCUGCUGCCCACAUAGGUGAGGCUUUGGGCCAGGAACUGCUUCCCCCAGACAGCUCCUCCUGUCCCUUGGAUGCUGCUGGGACUUCCUGCACUUGCCUUUUUACCACCUCCUCUCAUAACAGUUUUUGGGAGAUUUUUACUAUUUAUUCAGACUGCUGGUUAUUUAUUGCAGAUUGGAAAGUGCUUGGUUUGGGGGUGAGGGAGGGGCUGGAAGGUAGAAAAGAAUUGGGACUCAGCAUCCUGUCCCCCAACUCUGGAGCCCUCCCGGUUCUCCAGCUCAUCCUGGCUGGGAGCACGCUGAGCUCUGUACUAGAACUGAGCCUAAGGGAGACUUCGCGACCCCUGCCCGGACAGGACAGCGAGGCGUCCCGCCAGCCCGCCCACCUUCCCAGAGCUUGUCGGCGCCUGUUCAGCUCCAGCUCAACUGCACAGCCAGAGGCUUGGCCACAGCCUGGGGCCCAGCAGACACUGCCCAGCUCCCGAACAUUCAUCCCUCCCGCCUGUCCCCUUGCCUUCCCGGGGAGCCUGGGGCCCUACUACUUGAAUCACUGCAUCUAAUUUGCCUCGGAGGCAGGCCUGAGUCCAGUGUUUUCUCCUCGACUUUGGGAUGAAGGUCAGGAGCACAGGGACCAUGCCUGGGUUUGAGAAAAGGACCUGCCCGUGGCAAUUCCCCCUCCACCCCAGACACCCGGAGUGCCCAAGCUUCCUGCGUGGGAAGCUGCCCACAGGGAUUGGACACUCACUGUAUGAGUUCAGCAGGUCUCACUCCAGGGGUUCAGAGUGUCGGUCUGCUUUUUUUUUUUUAAAUCAGUUUUGUUUCUUGAAUCAAUGCUGUUGAUGACAAGUUGUCUUUAAUAAAUCAUGUGUUCUUUGCA
Messenger RNA from Miniopterus natalensis, 2204 nucleotides. Lineage: Eukaryota; Metazoa; Chordata; Mammalia; Chiroptera; Miniopteridae. The record is from RefSeq and is a predicted model, not a curated record.